Molecule: messenger RNA, 648 nt
Organism: Funneliformis caledonium
Lineage: Eukaryota; Fungi; Glomeromycota; Glomeromycetes; Glomerales; Glomeraceae
Source: the annotation of a GenBank genome assembly
AUGGGAAUUCAUCUUUCAAAAAAUAAACAAUACAAAGAACUUGGUAAUAAUAAUGAAGAUAACAAUAACGAACAGGAAAUUAAUAAAGAACGAAAAUAUUAUUUGCCUAAUGAUAAUGAAGAUGUUGAUAGAUUGCAUACCGCUCAUUUUUUAACUCGAUAUUUAUAUACAAGUAACUUUUCUUCACCUAUAGAAAAAAAAUUAAUUCAAGGUGGAGCAAAAGUUAUAGAUGUUGCAUGCGGUCCAGGAACAUGGCUAUUAGAUGUCGCCGGGAAUUAUAUGGAAAGUUGUUUCAUUGGAAUUGAUUUAGAAUUUGUAUUUCCAAGUGAGAUAAAACCGAAAAAUUUGGUAUUCGUACAAGCAGAUAUACUAAAUGGGUUACCUUACAACGAUGAUGAAUUUGAUUUUGUACAUCAAGAAAAUAUGAUGCACACACUCGAAUCAGACAAAUGGGAUUUCGUAAUAUCUGAAUUGGUUAGAAUAACAAAACCUGGUGGAUAUAUUGAACUAUUUGAAUCAUCUACGUCGAGAAAAGAUAUUGGACCUAAAUUUAACGAAUUUCUUGAUGCACCGUCAAUACGAGGAGUAGAUAUGAAUAUAACACCACGUUUACCUUCAAUGUUACAAUCUCAUCAAAAUAUCUGUAAU